Ipomoea triloba (trilobed morning glory) is the source of this 860-nucleotide messenger RNA. RefSeq lists its product as uncharacterized. The transcript has a single exon. The coding region runs from base 215 to 718 and encodes 167 amino acids. Lineage: Eukaryota; Viridiplantae; Streptophyta; Magnoliopsida; Solanales; Convolvulaceae. The record is from RefSeq and is a predicted model, not a curated record.
CAUAUAUAUCCCGCAACCUCCUCUUUACCAACAACUCAAAUGCCCAGAACUCAAUUUUCUACACAGUAAACUGCAUAUCUGAUAAAAAAAUUUGUUUCGUUUUAGGGUUUCUGUUCUGCGUUCUUCUCUCUGUGUUUCUUGAAAUCACCCGUUUCUUAUCGGAACUCGGAAUCUUCUCCUCUGAAUUCGCCCAGAGUUCGCAGGUUCUACAGCCAUGAAGGUUCACCCGGUGCCCAAGAAACGAAACAUCACGGUAAGAUACGACAUCGCUUCGGCGCUUUCUCAGGCGGACGCCGCCGUGACUUGCCGACAGAAGAAGCUCCGGCGACUGCCCCACAUCUUUGCCAAGGUACUGGAGCUUCCUUUCCGCUCCGACGCCGACGUUUUGAUUGAAGAGACGCGCGAUUUCUUCCGAUUCAUCGUUCCCACCGACGACGUUAGCGGGGAUAAUAUCAGGGCCCACACCAUCCAGAUCUACCCGGGCGUUACUAAGAUUGUAAUCCGAGGGGACGGCCUAGUUGACUCGCCUCUUACUGAGCUGGAGCUCGAUUUGUGGCGGUUUCGGCUCCCCGCGUCGACUCUCCCCGGGAUGGCGAGCGCGGCGUUUAGCGACGGCGAACUGGUGGUCACCGUGCCUAAAGGGCCGCCGCACGAAGAAGACGGCGAGGAUGAAGAUGCCGGAGAUAUUGGAGCUGAGCGGCUUGUUUUUGUACAGUAAUUCUUCAACAAAACAAACCUGCUUGGUUUUUGUUUUUACUGUUUCAGUUUCUCUUAAGGUUCAAUUGUGGCUUCGUUCUGGUAAUGGAACAACAGAUGAAUGAUGUUAUGGUAAAAUGAAAUGUUACCUUCCUUUAUUUUCA